Molecule: messenger RNA, 684 nt
Organism: Acanthamoeba castellanii str. Neff
Lineage: Eukaryota; Discosea; Longamoebia; Acanthamoebidae
Product: adenylsulfate kinase
Exons: 1
Coding region: 1-684 (227 amino acids)
Biological process (GO): sulfate assimilation
Molecular function (GO): ATP binding; adenylylsulfate kinase activity
Source: RefSeq, a predicted model, not a curated record
AUGGAGAAGGUGGAGGUGAUGGAGAAGGUGGAGGCUGUCGCGCAGGAUGGACCAAAGUCGACCAACAUCACCUACCACCCGCCGUUGGUGACGCGGGCUGAGCGCGAAGCCAGCGCGGGCCACCGCGGCUGCACGGUGUGGCUCACCGGCCUCUCGGCCAGCGGCAAGUCCACCAUCGCCACCGCCCUCGAGCGACAGCUCGUCACCUCUCGUGCCUCAUCUUCGACCGGCGCCAUCGCCUACCGCCUUGAUGGAGACAACUUCCGUGCUGGAUUGAAUCGCGAUUUGGGAUUUUCGCCUGCUGAUCGCGAUGAGAACAUCAGGCGGGUGGCCGAGGUGGCCAAGCUGAUGGCCGAUGCCAACGUUGUGGCUGUGACGGCCUUCAUCUCACCCUACCGCGCUGGCAGAGAUGCCGCACGGACCCUGCACGAAAAGGAUGGUCUCAUCUUCGUCGAGGUCUACGUCGAUGUCGAGCUGGCCGAGGCCGAGCGGCGCGACCCCAAGGGCCUCUACAAGAUGGCCCGCGAGGGCAAGAUCAAGGACUUCACGGGCGUGUCGCCCGACGCGCCCUACGAGCCGCCCCUGCAGCCCGAGAUCCAUCUGCGCACCGCCGACAAGGGCCUCGACGCCUGCGUGGCGGAGAUCGUGGACUACCUCAAGGCCCGUGGCGUGCUGCACGCAUGA